Messenger RNA from Salvelinus fontinalis (brook trout), 5485 nucleotides. RefSeq names its product BTB/POZ domain-containing protein kctd15. Gene Ontology annotation, molecular function: protein binding. The record is from RefSeq and is a predicted model, not a curated record. Gene Ontology annotation, biological process: protein homooligomerization. Lineage: Eukaryota; Metazoa; Chordata; Actinopteri; Salmoniformes; Salmonidae. The coding region runs from base 781 to 1650 and encodes 289 amino acids. The transcript has 6 exons.
ACACGACUAGGGAAGCGUGCCCUGUUUUACUUAUUUAACUGGAGAAUGGAAAUGUAUGCCUAGCUGGAAAUGCCUGGGGAAAUUUUACAUCAGAGGGAAUGACAAUGAUUAAAAUCUGCUUUUUUCCUGCUCUAAAUAUAUUGAGCGACGUGACACUUGCUUGAUAUUGAAUAGCACUUAACCGUUACCCCCUGCAAACCAGAACGUUAAACCGUUACGGGGGCUGGUAUAUUUAUAUUUUUCACCGGAAAAUACGAAAAAACUAACAUUAAUUAUUAUAUCUGGUCAUAGACAUCAUUUUUGUAACAGGGAGAGUGUAUCACUUAUUCGUUUUUAAAAUCUGACUGGGUGCGAGUAGAGUUGAGCUAAUUGUAGCCUAAUCCUUGCCCCAGAGGCGUUUGGGCAGCCCGGAGCAAGAAUUCUUUUUUAGUGCUGCUCUGUUAUUUAGAGACAGGAUUAUUGUCUUUCUUUUCAUAACAGACCGGCAGUAUCAUUUAAGCAAAAAGGCACCCAAGAAGCUAAAAUACGAAGCAGGAUUUGACCGACUCAAAUUUUAAGUGCAUACAAAUAAGAACCGAAAAGAGAAAGGAGAGAUCUCUUCUAUGUAUAAGUGUCGUUCCAAAGGAGCCGAUUCUACUUGAGGAAUGCUUGGGUCAGCUAUUGGAUGGUACUCUAGUUCUACGAAACUCGGGGCAUGUGAAAAAGGGGAACGCAGUCAUCAGCUGGGACUGAUAGAGACUAGAACGGAUUCCCUCGGACUCCUACGAUGUUUGAAACGGUAUGACUAAAUUCAUAUUAAGAUACGGCAUUUCCUCAUGGUAUGAUAGCCUACAGUAUCAGCGAACAAACUAUACUCAACACCAGGAAGGAAGAAGCAUGUCACGACUGUCUUUGACCCGGUCCCCGGUAUCUCCUAUGUCCACACAAGGAAUCCCUCUACCGGCUCAACUGACAAAGUCGAAUGCUCCGGUUCACAUUGACGUCGGGGGACACAUGUAUACUAGUAGCCUGGCUACUCUCACCAAAUACCCAGACUCAAGAAUCAGCCGUCUGUUUAAUGGCACAGAGCCCAUCGUGCUGGACAGCUUGAAGCAGCACUACUUCAUCGACAGGGAUGGAGAAAUAUUCCGUUACAUUCUCAGCUUCCUCAGGACCUGCAAACUGCUUCUCCCAGAUGACUUCAAGGAGUUCCACCUGCUGUACGAGGAGGCUCGGUACUACCAGCUGUCCCCCAUGAUUAAGGAGCUGGAACGUUGGAAGCAGGAGCGGGAGCAGCGCAGGACGGCCCAGCCCUGUGACUGCCUGGUGGUGCGGGUGACGCCUGACCUAGGUGAGAGGAUUGCCCUUAGCGGGGAGAAGGUGCUCAUCGAGGAGAUCUUCCCCGAGACUGGAGACGUCAUGUGCAACUCGGUGAACGCCGGCUGGAACCAGGACCCCACGCACGUCAUCCGCUUCCCCCUCAACGGCUACUGCAGGCUCAACUCUGUCCAGGUUCUAGAGCGUCUGUUCCAGAAAGGUUUCAGUGUGGCAGCGUCCUGCGGCGGCGGGGUGGACUCCUCCCAGUUCAGCGAGUACGUGCUGUGCCGUGAGGACCGGCGGAGUAUGUCCAUGAACACCCCCAUCAGGAUAAAACAGGAGCCCCUGGACUAGAGAGACUUUAGGAGAGGAGAGGGACUAGCCACGAGGGGCUCCUCACCCCCCUACUGGACAGAACAAACCCAAACCCUAAUAUCCCCCCACCUCACACCACAAAAACCAACCCAGCAAGAAACACCUAAGUAUUAGCAGACGCCUGAUAACGUUGCCAGCUCUGAGGAACUCAGUGCUCUAAGGGGAAUGUAGUAUAAACACAAAAAAAGGAGAGAAAGAAAACAAAAGGAUUUGAUUUUGUUUACUAAUAACACCCAAAGAAAUAUAGGACUAUGAUGAUGAACAGAAACACUGAAACAGCAGCUCCAUCUCUUGAACCAUUUAAGCACCCUGACCAAUCUCUUUUUCCUCCAGUUGAAAGGCUCUCUGACCCCUUGUGAAGAGGUGUCCUGCAAUCAGUGAGGAGCACGGCCCCCUUGCCCUCAGUGCAGCGCAUGGCGGUGUGUCGUCCAGUCCCGUACGUGUCUGUGUGAGGCCCAUGUGUUGUGUGUGCCGUCCAGUGCAGCUGAGUGGGGACAAGACAGGUGCUAUUUAGGGAGGCCUGGCCUGACAAGGGACAGGGCUGGAUGAGAGGAAGAGGAGGAAGUGACAGCCAUUCAGCCCACAUUGCUCUUACAGCCAGCAACCAGGCCUCGCAGCCAAGGGAGGUCCGAUUGAUUGUCUUUCUUAUUUUCAUUGUUGUUUAUAAAGUACAACUUUUUUCUCAGUUUUUUUGCUGUUUUAUCACAACAUGGUGUAAACAAUUAUUAAUAGGAUUGUUUUAUGUUUUUUUCCCUCCUAUAUGAAGGAUGUAUGAACGUUGUAUUCAAAGUCAUUAGGUUUGAAAGCUUGAGAGAAUGAGAGAGGCAGAGAGAGAGAGGCAGAGAGAGAGAGGCAGAGAGAGAGAGAGACAGAGAGAGAGAGAGAGAGAGAGAGAGACGAGACAGAGAGAGAGAGAGAGACGAGACAGAGAGAGAGAGACAGAGAGAGAGACAGACAGACAGAGAGAGAGACAGAGAGAGAGAGACAGACAGACAGACAGACAGACAGACAGACAGACAGACAGAGAGAGACAGACAGACAGGCAGGCAGACAGACAGACAGACAGACAGACAGACAGACAGACAGACAGACAGACAGACAGAGAGAGAGAGAGAGACAGAGAGAGAGAGAGAGACACAGAGAGAGAGAGACAGACAGACAGACAGAGAGAUAGAUAGAGAGAGAGACAGAGAGACAGACAGACAGAGAGAGAGAGAGAGACAGACAGAGAGAGAGACAGACAGAGAGAGAGACUUGGCAGUGGCUAUAGAAACACUAUUAUGUCUGGAGGCUACGUGGCUAAAGCAGCAGUCUGGCUGGUAAUGCAUUCAGAGCUGGAGAAGGUCUCAUUGUUUAAAUGGGGCUGCAAGGGAACCUGGCUAUUUCUACAUCGUUCAGAGGAAACAUUUGUAGCAUGCAUAAAAAGUGCAAUGGCUUUGUCGCAAUUAGCUGUCAAACAUAUCUUAAAUCAAAUAAGAUUAACAAUGUGAGAGUACAUAUAUUUAUUACAAAGUUAAAAGUAAAAAGGUAAAAUGAUCUGCAAUGUGAAAUGAGAAAAUGGAAUGAAAUUGUAUAUGAAGGCUCUGAAUGUUUUGCUGGUUGUGGAAUGCCAGAAUGUUCCUAACUUGAAAAGGAACAUGUGAACUGAGGUAGAUCAGUGUAUCUCCAUGAUCGUGAUGAGAUGUACUCUAAAUGCUUGAUAACUUUGUUUGCACUUAUAACACAUCAUCUACAAAACUUCCGCAAUCCCCCAAAAAGUUGUUAGUAUACGUCCUGAUGACCCGCGCCAAAUCAACCCACACAUUAUCUCAUUGUGUUUAUAGUAAUUAGCACAUAUGACUAUGUUGAGAGAGCCCAAUGUAAGUAAUAGCAAACUUUGGUGAUAAAGCUAAGUUGCUUAUUUGAUGAUUGUACAAAGUUCAUAUUUUCAUAAUUGUUUAUUUUACACAGAAAUCACUAUGAUUAUUCAAAACUAUUUUAUACAAACAAACACAGUACAAAUAGUCUGACAAUUGAAAGAAUACUUCAAUACUUCAACAAUUCAAUUCAAUACUUCAAUCAUGGAAGCCCCUGAUGUUUGUCUUGCUGACUGUCUCUCAUUUAAUUUCUAAGGCAGGAUUAUUUCAAUUCACGUGUCUGCAGCAGCAUAACCUAAAAUGAACUGUAAGCUGAGCAUCAGAGCAUUGUUUACAGAGAAAAAGAGUGGGAGGCACUUACUCUAUCCUGCUGUGAUUCCAUGGCUUGAUUCUCUACAUUUGUGGAUCAAAGAGAGAAACAAGAAAGAAAGAGUAUAAAGUUGUCAUACUGUCUGUGUAACUGUGUUUCUUCCAUUCCAAAAUAAUUGAUCAAAAAGAGGCCCAUUCUGAUCUUGGUUCAGCACCGGCUUGUUAAUGAGUUUGUUUUGAAACCUCCUAUGGUGGGUGUUUCACUAAACAUUACAAAAAUUAAUUUAAAAAAAUUCAAAUGGGAUGGUACUUCAAUUAGACACAAACCAACUCUCCACUUGGUCCUAGUGUUCAGUGUCCUCUCUGUGGAUGUCCACUGAUUAAACAAGCCGCAGGACUUCUUCCGUCUUCAGUUCUUAAAGAUGGCCAGGGUUAGUUAGUUAGUUUAGCUCCAAGAAGUCCAGAAGGCAGCACAGACCUCCUGGGGGGCCUCCCUCCCAAUCAGGCUCCUCUUUGUUCUGACCUGCUACUGGCCUGGGCCCUUGCAUCCAGUCGCCUCAAAGGGAAUGGCCAACCAGGCCUUUCAUGUUGCUGAGGGAUGUGGGGCUUCAGAGCCCAGCGGGUCCCUCGGGCUCCCAUGCAUUCCCAGCUCCUCAGCAAUGCCAGUAGAGACAAGGGUUGUGCCCCCCACUGCGUCAUCACAUUCCCUUCUGUACAGAGCACCCUCCUAACGUUACCCCCAUGGCUCACUGGACUGCACCACACCGCACCAGACCAAACAAACAUUCCCUCCCUACUUUAUGUCCUCUGGUAUCUCUAGAUUCAACUAUAACAUCUGAAGGUAACCGGCUCAGUUCUCAAUGGUUCUGAAUAGUUACAGUAUGUGGCAGCAUUUAGCUCACCUUCAUCAGUUCACUUCCUUGUUGACACACGAGUAAAGCAACUCAACAAUACCUCUUACAGGUGGCAGGUUCUCACAGAUACCUCAUACAUUACUGGGCCAUUUCCUCUAACAUAUUGUAUGUUUUCACACAUACACUCAGAAAAAAAGACUGCUGUGCAGCACCAUUUGUCCCUGUAGGAGAACCCCCUGAAAGUUGGCUCCAGAUAUAACUGUUUUGGGUUCCGAAUAGAACCUGGAUUCCAAAUAGAACCUGUUAAAGGGUGCUAUUUGGAACCAGAAAUAGCUCUAUCUGAUCUUAAAUGGUUCUAUCUGGAACCUUUUUUCAGAUGGUUCCCCUACAGGGACACAUGGUGCCACAUGGCACUCUUUUUUUCUGAGAGUGUACCAUUUUCUUUUAGUAAUUUGUGGUCAGUAAGUUGGUAGACCAUAAUUAACAAGAUGUCAUACCACUUCUCUGUGUGGUGUGAAGUCCAGAGACCGGAGGGCAGUUGUACAGUUGUUUGUAUAUUAAAUUGUUAUCAGGACUCUUUUACUGAGCCCUCGACCGUCUUAUUAAAAAAGAGACCCCUAAGUCCUCUCACUCACUACGAAACAAAAAUAAUGAAAAUAAUUUCCAAUUUGCAAGCAUUAUGUUGUGUACAUAUGGAUUGAAAACAUUUCAAAAGGGUAUACUUAAGGUGCAAAAUGUAUAUUAUUUAAAAUGUUUUAAUAAUUAGACUGGUAUUAAAGGGCAUGUGUUCACUUA